UGCUCAUGUCCAUGUCAUACAUUUUCAUUUCUAACCCUUUUUUGGACGAUAAAACCAUACAAAUUCCUGCAUUUGUACCCUUUAAUAAAGUCGCAACAAGCAUGGCAACAGUUUAGUUGUCCAAUAACUGUUAAGAAAAGCACACGUCUUAUAAAAUAAUCGCCGCAAUUAUCUCAGUCUCAUUUAGCAAAUUAAGAGAUUCUCUAGUGUUUUAGUGAAAAAUCGAAAUAUUAGUACGUUAUACUUUCAAAGAAAUCACGAUAUAAUGGACAAGCGCAAGAUAACGAGCUGCGAUAUGGUGGUCACAAAUGAGCUGAUUCUGCGAAAUAUAUUUGACUUUCUCCCCAUCCGAGACUUGAAGAAUGUUCGGUUAACGAGUCACUUGUGGAAGGACGUUUGCUGCCCAAUAUUUCAAAGAAAGUCAAUUGUAAAGCUGAACGAAAAUGUCCACCUUGAAGGUUCCGUUAUGGACAACUUUCUAGAGAAAUUUGCCACCAUUCCUAGCACUCGAGUACUGUUUAGAAAUUACAAAAUUUCCUUGUUCAACUUUGACUUCAAUUGUGAUGCAAUGGAUGCUUUCUGGGAGAAAUUUGGUCCAUCGAUGGAAUCUCUGCAGAUAGAAUGGGUCCGCUUUGUUGGGGUAGACAUUGUUCGAGACAUUUUUUUCAAUCUUACACCAAACUUGAAACACCUCAGCAUUAAGGACUGCAGUUUCUACGAAAAUUACGGAGGAGAACGACCUGGUUUAAGGAUUUACAAGCAGGUUGCUGAUGUCGAUGAAAAUGUUCCAGUCAACCCGAAUUUAAUUUCCAUGCACUUUUGUGGAGGAGAAAAGCACACAACUCUUCCAAUUAGUUGGGAGGAAAUCUUUCGAGGGUUUCCUAACAUUAGGGAUUUAUCCUUCUAUAAUAUCUCUGCUGCUGAUACUGAUGGCAUUAUGCAAAUUGCCAAGUCUCUGCGAACCAAAAAUCCUAGAAUUAUGCAGCUCGAAAAGUUAAACAUCUUCAACGGUGACUAUGCUACUGGUGAAAUUGUCGUUCCCAUCAUGGAUAAUUUAAUUUCACUCAAGUUAUUCCUGCGAGAACUGUCCAUUGAUCUUGGAGCCACAGUAAAUUUCCAUCGGACUUCACUACUCCUCCAACAGCAACGCAAUGCGAGGAAGAUGAUUCUUUAUCGUGGGCCUCUUGGAACUCCGAUGAAAAAAUUCCCAUUUGACAUAAUCUUUCCAAACUUACAAUAUCUUGAGAUGACUGAGACAGUCGCGGAUUGUAUGGAAUUUCUUCAGUUUAUGCCCAAUCUCAGCACCCUCGCAUUGAAAGAACCCCCAGAAGUCGAACCUCCAUUCCUUCCCAUCGAUACGAUCGCUAAAACUGACAUGAACUUUACCAAGAUGCCUUUGCAAACAAAACUUAGCACGCUCAUAGUUGAAUACGACAUAUCGAGUGCGGACGUGCGGAAGCUGGUUUUCUGGUUCCCUGCCGUUGUGAAGGCCAGGCUGUACCUCGACAACGACGCCUUUCGAACGGUUUGCGGGGAGUGGAGAAAGUUGGAAGAGCUGGAAGUUUUAGGAGAGCGACUUGACACCGAAGGCAUCACAGGGAUCCAGGAGACGAGAAGUGGGGAAACUCCCGUCAAGAAAUGCAACCCCAUCAACAUCAAAGAGUUGAAAUACUUGAGGAAGUUUAUCAUGGUGAACUACAAAAUCUCCACGACCAUUGAUGAUGUGUGCGUUAACGAAGGAUUCAUGAAAAUGCCUCAUUUAAAUUACUUGGAGCUCUGUACCAAGCACAUUUCUGAAAAAGGGUGGACAAAAUUGUUUAACUGGGCUCAACUUCGAACUCUUAUUCCCACUGACGGGCGAUGGGACUCGGAGGUCAAAGCUUUUGAAAAAGGCUGCUACCAACUAAAAUCGAAUCGGAUCGGGACUUGACUUUCUUUUAACCCUGAGUGACAGUACAAAUAUAACUAUCUCACAAGUUUUAAUAUUAUGACAGCUUCUUAAUGGAAGUAUAAAUCCGUGCAUGAAUAAAGGUCUUUUAACUACUGACAAUA
Folsomia candida is the source of this 2052-nucleotide messenger RNA. RefSeq lists its product as uncharacterized. NCBI's taxonomy places the organism in Eukaryota, Metazoa, Arthropoda, Collembola, Entomobryomorpha, Isotomidae. Gene Ontology annotation, molecular function: protein binding. The record is from RefSeq and is a predicted model, not a curated record. The transcript is spliced from 8 exons. Bases 266 to 1930 code for a protein of 554 amino acids.